AUGUCAAGGAGACAUCAAAAGAAUACAGAAAAACAAUUGAUAGAUAUUGUAAAUAGUAGAGGUAAUGAUAAUAAAUGUGGAGAAUGUAAAGCCCAAUAUCCAACUUGGGCUUCAUAUAAUUUAGGUAUAUUUUUAUGUGGUAGGUGUGCAUCAGUUCAUAAACGAAUUUUAGGUCCACCAAAUUAUAAUAUAUCAAAAGUUAAAUCAUUAACUUUGGAUAAUUGGACAGAUGAACAAGUUAACAAAUUACGUAAAAUAGGAAAUGCAAAAGCAAGAAAGAAAUGGAAUUCUAAAAAGAUUCCAUUUCCAUAUGAUGGAGAUGAUGAUGUUGGAGUUGUUGAACAAUAUAUUAGAGACAAAUAUAUACUAGGUAAAUAUAGAGAUGAUGAUAUAGAUCAGCAUGAGUUCGAUGAUGAUAGAAUGUCAAAAUAUAGUAACGCAAGUGAUGAUAUAGUUUCAAGAAGAUCAAGAUCAAAUAGUACAAGAAGUAUUCCUGGUGUUAUUCCAAAAUUAACUCAUAGAAAAUUAACAACUUUUGAAUAUACUCAAUAUCAAAAUCAAGUAAAUAAAAUAAGAACUUUUGGGUAUAAUGACAGAGAUGAAAUUUUAGAAAGUUUAUUAUUAAGUAAUGGUAACAUUGAUAGAGCUUUGGAUAUUUUAGAUCAAGAUAUUAAAAUAAAUCCAGCAAAAGAAGAAACAGCUCCAAGUUUACCAAAUAGACCUCGUGCUUCAACAACAACUAGUACAAACACAGUACAAAGUCAACCAACAUCAUCAAAUUCAGAUUGGUGGAGUUCAAACGGUCAACAACAACAACAACUACCACAACAACAAACAGGUAUAAUACAACAACAACCUCAAAUAUAUCAAUACACAGAUCCAAUAACGGGACAAAUAUCAUAUGUUGAUCAAAAUGGUCAAGAAUAUUUAGAUCCUAAUAAUCCUCAACAUCAACAACAAUUACAAGCCAUGAAUAAUCCUCAAUUAAUUGCUCAACAAACAAGUAAACAAAAUAUAAUGUCGUUAUAUAAUCAACCUACUGGUGUUGUAUCUCCUCAACAACAGCAACAGCAACAGACUGGGUAUUUUGGUCAACAGCAACAACAACCUCAACAACAAAUUUUCCAACAACAACAAACUCCACAAUUUACGGGUUUUCAACAAGUACCACAACAACAACAACAAACUGGAUAUUUUGGACAACAAUAUACUGGGUAUGGUCAACAACAACAAGGGUAUUAUCGUUAA
Messenger RNA from Lodderomyces jiufengensis, 1248 nucleotides. RefSeq lists its product as uncharacterized. Gene Ontology annotation, cellular component: Golgi apparatus. Gene Ontology annotation, molecular function: GTPase activator activity; protein binding. The transcript has a single exon. Lineage: Eukaryota; Fungi; Ascomycota; Pichiomycetes; Serinales; Debaryomycetaceae. Gene Ontology annotation, biological process: intra-Golgi vesicle-mediated transport; endoplasmic reticulum to Golgi vesicle-mediated transport; endocytosis. Bases 1 to 1248 code for a protein of 415 amino acids. The record is from RefSeq and is a predicted model, not a curated record.